Carassius gibelio (silver crucian carp) is the source of this 2590-nucleotide messenger RNA. Its product is annotated as capZ-interacting protein. The coding region runs from base 459 to 1307 and encodes 282 amino acids. The transcript is spliced from 6 exons. NCBI's taxonomy places the organism in Eukaryota, Metazoa, Chordata, Actinopteri, Cypriniformes, Cyprinidae. The record is from RefSeq and is a predicted model, not a curated record.
AAAUGAUUGUGGAAAAAGAAAGAAAAAGAUUAAGAAAUACUCUGAACCUCAAGUGGAUUUACACACUUAGAAAAAGCCAAAUUUGUUAGCCCCUCUCUCUACGUUUUCAUGCACAUUUUCAAAAUUGUAUCUAUAUCUUCCUUGCAGUAUUUUAUGCGAUAUCGCGCAUAUGGCAGUAGGUUUGUGACACAGCCGGUCUUUUUUGUCAUGAUAGUUCAUUACUGCGAUUAGGGUGAUCAGACGCAGUUGGACACAGUGUUGCGCAGCUUACUUGCCCUCUCAGCACCCCACAGUUUCUCUUCCUUUGUCGUUUUGUGUUUUGAAGUGUUUGCAGAUCUGGGAUACUGACUAAAGAAACGGAAAGUGUAGUGAAGCUGCUGUUAGACUGGAGAACAGAGAGACGCAUCUCGGUCCUCCGCUUGGCUACAGAAGAUCAACGCGGAUAAACGUGCUUGAGGAUGGAGGAGGAUGCGCAAGUCAAGUCGUCAGUGGCUCAGCUGGCUGGAAAACUCAAAGGUCAUGCACUGCCAAUGCCAGGACUGGAGGUGAAAUCUAUGAGAACCCCAUGUUCUCUGGUGAUAAACAACCAAAAAGAUGAAGAACAUGAAGAGAUGGUGUCCAUUUGUCCUCAUCCUCCUAAAUUGAAGAUAAAGAGUUCACCCCUCAUUGAAAAACUACAGGCCAAUCUUGCUCUCUCUCCAACUGUCCUGCUCUCCCCACCCAAAAGUCCAGAGUCCAAACAGACGUCCACAGCCUGCAGUCCCAUCAGCCCCUGCAGCUCCCUGAGCUCCACCCUGCAGCCCACUCAGCUCUCCUGUGAAGAUGAGGCACCAGUUAGCUUCGAGCAGCCGUUUGAGGGUACUCCACUGCCAAGCAUCAACAAGAGUCGGGCUAGGCUGUCUUUUAAGCGACGGCUGCCCACACGACAACACAGAAAGUCAGCAUGUGAGGAGACAAAAUGGAACGAUGAUUCUCCAUGUGAACCAGAUAGUCAACAGCAGAAUGGAGAUGAAGGGGAAUUGUAUAAUGGGCCUUCACAGGAGGACACUGAGGAUAAAACAGACUAUGUUCAACCCACCAAUGGCCUUCAACAGGAAAAAGACAGGACAGAGCACUUAGAUGCAACCCAAGAAAAUGAGGGGACCGAAGUAACCCAUGUAGGAAGUAAGGAAGAAGUAACUGAGGGAGGGUAUGAACCUUCUGACUCUAAACAAGCUCAAGAAGAAGAGAAGGAAGAGACAAGAGAGGACAGGACAGAAGUGAAAGAGGACAAGGAAGUUCUGGAUGAAGAGAACAACCCAGAAUAGAAAUAACAGGGUAAUGGUCUUGAAAAGAAAAAUUAGCUUUUUUUUAUAACUUUUUAUAACUUUUUAUAACUUUUUUUUUUUUUUACACAACAUAAGGCAUUGAUUUAGCAACCCAGAAUAAUAAUAAUGUUAUUGCCAAUAACCGUUGACUUAAUGGUGUUUCUAACAAAAUUUCAAAUGGAAUCGCUGAGAAUAGACUCCAGAAUAGAUGAAAAGUUAAAUUGUCUAAAUGACAGAAUUGAAUUUUUUUUCUCAUUUAGGACUGUGGAUUUGUGGACAUAUUGUCAGAAAGUAAAUAUUACACAAAGGGUUAGAUGUUAUCAGCACUCUCGUGGCAAUUUGUUGCAAUUUUAUGUUUUAGAGUACUGGUGGUGAAUUUGUAUAAUCUCAUUUGUAUGUUUUUGUAAAAUCUGCUUGCACCCCACUGCUGGUUAGGUUUAGAGGUGGACCUUUAAAAAAAAUCAUACAUUUUUGUACAAAUGAAAAACUGUACAAAUUUGCCUCCAACUGCAAAAAUGUGUAUAUUUUCUCAAGAGAUCAGGUGGGAUCUUGAAGCCAUAAUAUAUCAAACCCUGAGUUUCUAUUCAAACUCUCUAGAGUAUGUCUGGGUUAUUCAUAUUCCUUGAUUAUCUUGCUGGCUUUUUCUUUUAAAUAAACUUAGAUUUUUAUUUUCUGUUCAGAGAACAGAAACACUUUCACCUUUGGAGAGCAUUCUUCAUUUUGAAAGUACAUUUCCAGCAUUCACCCUGUUUGAAUAUCCAUGUGAUUCAGUUAACAAAGUGACAAAUAUCACUGAAAUAGGUGUAGUUUUACCGACUGUUGGUUAAUUUGAAAUAUCUGACAUGCCUCUGUGAUAGCACUAGGGUCUGUUAACAGCAAAAGUUGGCUAUAAAUGCUUCAUAAACAAUUCAGAAAUUAUUUAUCAGUCAUUUUGAGUGUUUAGUUUCACUGACAUUGAGUUGGCUAAGAGGGCUGUGGAAAGGGUUUGGGUAAAGUUGCAAAAUCACGAAUCACUAAAUACAAUUUUAUUUUCUGAUGGUUACUGAAAUUAUUAUUAUUUUUUUUAAGAUAUAUAACGACAAAUAUAAAUAAUACAAAGAGCAUAGUGGCAAAUAUAUUGUGAAGGCCAAAUUUAUUAGCAGUCUCGACUGCUGUUAUGUAAAGAUACUUUAUUAUUAAAUAUAAUGCCUGAAAUGUAUCACUGUGACUGCAAAGCUACUGUAUUGUAUCAAUGAUCUACUACUUCCCAUAUAUGACUGAAUAAAGAGCUUUAUUUACACUUA